UCGCUAUAAAAGCGGCUGAAUCAAAGAUCCUUGCGCAGUGCAGCAGCGGAUCACUGGAUCUGCAUUUAGAGAUAAAAUGACAAAGAUCGGGAUACUGAGUUUCCUACUCAUCUCCACUGUCUCGCUAACAGCUGCUGCUCCGUUAAUAACCGAGCUUGAGACCACUGUACCUUCUGUAGACGAUAUCACACUUGCUACGGACUUGAAGCCACCCCUAGUGGGAGAUGACGAGCAUCAUGGAUUUGUUUAUCUCAUAAAUCUUUACGCGGUGAAGAAUACAACUUCAAAUUCGACCGACGGGGAGGAGGGAAGUCUGGUACCUGAAGAGGAACCGGAAAUCAUAGGACCACUAGCAUCGGUAUUGUUGGUUAUCGAGGAUGAAGAAGAACCACGUAGCCUGGAUGGUCUUGCCAAGGACCUGGAGGACGAAGGAUAUCAAGUCGAAAGGAUUGUUGAAGAGAGUGGAGAAACGAAGUUCGUUAAUCCUGAUACGAAGGACCUUAAGAUGAAAGGGAAGAUGAAGGUUGAGUUGAAGAAGAUCCGAAGGAAGCGUUGCCUAAAAUGUAAGAAGAAGGGUGGCAAAGGUGGCUAUGGUGGCGGCGGUUAUGGCGGAGGCGGUGGUUACGGUGGUGGUAUACCUAUCGCAGUGAUACCAGUUUCUAUAGUACCAUAUAGCGGCGGCUAUAGUAAACCAAGUGGUGGUGAACAUUAUCAUCAGCCUUCGUAUGGCGGCUCAAGUUGUAGCGUUUGCGGAGGUGGUGGAGGUGGAGGUGGAGGUGGAGCAUACGCACAAGCCUCGGCCUCCGCAUCGUCUUGGGGAAAGUGAUUUCGAAAAUAAUGAUCGCAACAGUCUCAGAGAAAGUAACGUUUGGAAAGCAUUUGUAAUAUCACAAGCUUCGAUAGAAUGAAGUUUGUCAAUACUCGUUAAGUGUUUAUUAUGUAGAAACUGUUUAUAAGAUUAUCUUAAACAGAUAAUAAACCGAUAUAUUGUUGAAUAAA
This is a messenger RNA of Cephus cinctus (wheat stem sawfly), 999 nucleotides long. RefSeq names its product forkhead box protein D1. The record is from RefSeq and is a predicted model, not a curated record. Lineage: Eukaryota; Metazoa; Arthropoda; Insecta; Hymenoptera; Cephidae. The transcript is spliced from 6 exons. Bases 77 to 826 code for a protein of 249 amino acids.